Echinops telfairi (small Madagascar hedgehog) is the source of this 1022-nucleotide messenger RNA. RefSeq names its product olfactory receptor 4K14. The transcript is spliced from 2 exons. Gene Ontology annotation, cellular component: membrane. Gene Ontology annotation, biological process: G protein-coupled receptor signaling pathway. NCBI's taxonomy places the organism in Eukaryota, Metazoa, Chordata, Mammalia, Afrosoricida, Tenrecidae. The record is from RefSeq and is a predicted model, not a curated record. Gene Ontology annotation, molecular function: olfactory receptor activity; G protein-coupled receptor activity. Bases 90 to 1022 code for a protein of 310 amino acids.
AUGUGCCUGGUAGUUGGUAGGAAUUUCACUUUUGUCUUUUUUUGUUUAUUAUAGAUUCGAAAUUAAAUCUGAGAUCUGAAUCUGAGACAAUGGACCUACAGAAUUAUUCCUUGGUGUCAGAAUUUGUGUUGCAUGGACUCUGCAGUUCACGACAUCUCCAAUAUUUCUUCUUUAUAUUCUUCUCUGGACUUUAUGUGGCCAUUAUGUUAGGGAAUCUCCUCAUUGUGGCCACUGUCAUUUCUAACUCCCGCUUGUACUCUUCCCCCAUGUACUUCCUGCUGGGGAACCUAUCUUUUCUAGAUAUGUGGUUGGCCUCAUUUGCCACCCCUAAGAUGAUCCGAGACUUCCUUAGUGAUCGGAAGCUCAUCUCCUUUGGGGGGUGUAUGGCUCAGAUCUUCUUCUUGCACUUUAUUGGUGGUGCUGAGAUGGUGUUGCUAGUUUCCAUGGCCUAUGACAGGUAUGUGGCAAUAUGCAAACCUUUGCAUUAUAUGACCAUGAUGAGCCAUCGUACUUGCAUUGGACUUGUAUUGGUUUCGUGGGCCAUUGGAUUUGUGCACUCCAUCAGCCAAAUAGCCUUUACUGUGAAUUUACCCUACUGUGGCCCCAAUGAGGUGGACAGCUUCUUCUGUGACCUCCCUCUGGUGAUUAAGCUUGCCUGUAUGGACACCUAUGUCUUGGGAAUACUUAUGAUCUCAGACAGUGGAUUACUUUCCAUGAGCUGUUUCCUGCUCUUAAUGAUUUCCUACGCUGUGAUCCUCAUCACUGUCCGGCAGCGUUCAGCAGGAGGAGUAUGCAAAGCGCUUUCUACUUGCUCUUCGCACGUUAUGGUGGUCACACUCUUUUUUGGACCCUGCAUUUUCAUUUACCUUUGGCCUUUCAGUAGGUUCUCUGUGGAUAAACUUCUGUCUGUGUUUUACACCAUUUUUACACCACUCUUAAAUCCACUAAUUUACACAUUGAGAAAUGAGGAAAUGAAAGCAGCUAUGAAGAAACUGCGGAAUCAAUGUUUGGCUUUUCACUGA